Messenger RNA from Microcebus murinus (gray mouse lemur), 1019 nucleotides. NCBI's taxonomy places the organism in Eukaryota, Metazoa, Chordata, Mammalia, Primates, Cheirogaleidae. The record is from RefSeq and is a predicted model, not a curated record.
CCGGGCACCGGGCAUGGCUCGCUCCCAGCGCGCCGCUCCUCCCCAGACGCAGGCGCCGGCGCUGGCGGCGCUUCCUCGGCUGCGCCUCUGCUCGCUCUCCUGGGCUCGGCCGUGCGCGGCCGGGGAGCUGGGGGCCGCUGGGGCUCAGCGCCCCGCGCCCUCGCCCGCUGCCCUGCACUUGGCCCGAGUUGCGCGGCCCCCGCCGCCGCCGCCGCGGCUCCUGCGCCCCAGAGCCCGUCCCAUCCCGGUCGCGCCGCCGCCGCCUCAGCCAGCGCCAGCUGCCGGCCGCCUCUCGAUCCAGCGAGAGAGUAUCCUGACUGGUGGUCCUACUGGCUUGCACGUGCACCUGCAUGCGGGACCUGAGCUCUGUGGCCGCUGCGCUCACCGUCAGCUCCCUCGUGGCUGGAGCCUCUCCGAGAGGGACUCUGGUCUUUGCAACUCGCAAGUCCCAGAUUUGAAUAACCUCGACUUUCCAGAGUCUGGAACUGCACCGGGAGGGGACCGAGGCUGCAGAUCACCCCAGCGCUAGUAGAAUCACAUCUGUCCCGGCGACAGCAGCCAGCACUGCAGCGGACGGACAGCGCUGUUCUGACCAGGUACUGAACCAGUCCAGAUGAGAGGGUGGUUUUGUACAUCACAUUUCAUCAUUAUUAAGAAUUAGCCCUGUGGCAUUAGCACGCCAAGCUAUCAACUGCAGUCGUCCCACCAUCUGGAAGAGGCUCACGAUAACAGCACGGCGCCCAGAUGGAUGCUGUUAGGAGAGCUGUGAGCAGAGAUCAGCUGAGAGGGAGAGAGUGAGGGAAAGGCAGACAGACAGACAGAGUGAGAACCAGAAACAGAGAGACAGAGACAGACACAGACAGACAGGGGGACCUAGAGGCAAGGAGAGAGGAGAAGCUUCAGGAAACCCCGGGAGGCAGUUCCCAGAUGAGGCGCUGGCUGCACCCUCCCCCUCCCACGCACCGAGCCCAGCCCUGCAAAGGAAGGUGGACAUCUGCUAAGGGGUCAUAGGUGAACAG